AAAAGUACAAUUGGGUGAAGAAAACGAAGGAAACAGCGACGAAGAAAACACUGUACGCAGUGUCCUUGCGGUUGCGUGAGUUUGCAGCGGAGAAAGGGAAGGCGAAGCCUCAUCGUCUCGCGUCGUUACCUGCGAAUAGCGGAGAGAGAGACAACGAGAGAGAGGGAGAGAGAAUGUCGGCUGUAACGAACCAAGAGGAAGACAAGAAGCCCACCGAUCAGUCGGUGGCUCACAUCAAUCUCAAGGUCAAGGGUCAGGAUGGAAAUGAAGUGUUCUUUAGGAUCAAGAGAAGCACUCAGCUGCGGAAGCUCAUGAAUGCAUACUGUGAUCGACAAUCUGUGGAGCUCAACUCAAUUGCAUUUUUGUUUGAUGGCCGUCGUCUCCGAGGAGAACAGACUCCUGAUGAGCUUGAGAUGGAAGAUGGGGAUGAGAUUGACGCAAUGCUGCACCAGACAGGUGGUGCAACUGCCUAGAUAAAGGGAUGGGUAGAUUUUUUCUGUAGAAGGAAUUAAAAUUCAGGUACUUCAAUUUCCUGGAAUUGUAGCAUGGGCAAUAUCUUGUAUUAAGUAUCAUCUGUUGGACUCUGGUGCUGCCUAAUGUCUCAGACUAGAACCUGCUCAUACUAGUAAGGAAAUUUCUAAAUCCCUACAGCAUGAUAUGUGAUGCCACCAUAUGGUGCAGCUUUUGUUUG
Telopea speciosissima is the source of this 691-nucleotide messenger RNA. Its product is annotated as small ubiquitin-related modifier 1-like. Lineage: Eukaryota; Viridiplantae; Streptophyta; Magnoliopsida; Proteales; Proteaceae. Gene Ontology annotation, biological process: protein sumoylation. Gene Ontology annotation, cellular component: nucleus. Gene Ontology annotation, molecular function: ubiquitin-like protein ligase binding; protein tag activity. The coding region runs from base 174 to 473 and encodes 99 amino acids. The record is from RefSeq and is a predicted model, not a curated record. The transcript is spliced from 3 exons.